CUGCCAGCGUGAACACGUGCCAAUCCGCGCGGAUCCCCGCAGAUUUUCCGAUUCCGAGACUUCCGAGGAGGGAAAAUUUCCACACGCCGAAAUCCGUUGAAGUUGAGUUGCCGUUAGGAUAUUAGGGGUAACAGAGAAAAAGAGAGCAAAGGAGGAACUGGUGUUUGGUGUUUGGAUAGCCACCCAAGUGGUUAAAGACGCACCAAGAAAUCGAAACGAGUUGCAGUGAAAAAUAAUUAGCCAAAGUGAGUGAAAUUUUCCCAAGGUGCGUUAUCGCCGCCCAUAGCUCGAGGCUUAAGUGGUUUCGGAAGACGGCAGGGAAAUUUUCUAUCGUGGUGGAUUUUCCUUCGAGUACGACAUCGAGUUCAAAACGUAACGGAUCUCGGUGUUGGAUUCGCUGGUCGUUUGCCACUUCAGCUGACAGAGGGGAGGGAUCGAAUUCAGCUGUCAUCGCCAUAGCGCGCGCGGUCUACGGGUGUUUGACGCUAAUAGGAUUCGGGAUUAACGCCUGUUGAGAGCCGUAUAGGUGAGCGGUCGUGAUAGUUUGGGACAGGCCAGCGGGAACAGAUUGCUUGCUGGAAAAUAAAUCCAAUGGUAACCAAUAAAUAAGGUGUACCUGGGGUGGGGAUGGUGUUGGAGCGCAUGUGGUGGAAAUAGUGGUACUGGUGAUGGUGGGAGGACUAUUAUUCAUUUUCACCCCGAAUGGAAGUGAAUUAGUCAGUGUGGGGGUGUGAAGGGAAAGGUGACACAGUGGAUAUCGCUUUCGAGGUGAGAAGUAGUGAAAAAAUAGUGAAAAUUAAUUGCAGAUGGCUUUGGUGAGUGUCCCAUCCGUUUUGAGCACUGGAAUGGGAUGCGAUCGGGAGAUGCAUUCUAAUGCCACUGAGUGGUAGUGUAUGGUGUCGAAUGGAUUUUAAUUGGAUUAAACUGAGAGUAAUUGAAUUUGUUUUAAUUAGAAACACUGUUAUUGUUAUUCUGUGGCGGUUCACGAUGCAAUUUACGCAAAUAGGGCUGCCAGGCAAAAGUAUAGAGUAAACUUCCGCCCUACGAGAGGAUAAACUGUAUGUGACACAUUGAAAGUAGUGCUCGAUUUCAGAGCGCCAGCAUCGCCUGCACAAAUAAAGUAAAUCUCUGCGACAAACAAAGCGUGAUGCUAAUGCAUAAUUUACAUUUGAAGUGAGUGGCGAACAAAGCGGAAGCAAAAGGCAAAUAAAACAGUGGACUAUCCAUUUCGGAUCCGUAGCCAAUUUCAGUGUGCCGUUAAAGCAAGCCGGGAGGGGGAGGCGCGUGUACUUGUUACAAAUCUCGGCCACCACUCCGAGUCGGUACCCCGAACUUUUGGGAUCGAGAGCAUAAAUCCUGCCGCUUGAUGCAUUCUCGCAAUAGUGUCCACAAGCCGUGAGUGCUUUCCGGUGGACAUCCCGAGCACUUUUCCUAAAACGCGCCCAUUAUCACCCACCGAGAGAACAGAGGCAAAAACAACAGCUGGGUUGGAAACUGUGGCUAACGGUCAGUGUAAUUACAGUUAGGUUUAACUGUUGGUGCGCACAAAGUUUGAGCUUCCCAUUCCCACCCUAUACUUGUGGGAAUUACGGAAAUGAGAAAAACAAUGGAGUAGCGCAGUGGUUUACGACUAUUUCGGUGGAGCCUGGUCGUUUAGCAGAGAGACAAAGUAGCCAGAAAAAAAAAGGUCAAACGGAUCCGACAAUAGGGACAAUCCUGAAAAUUCACCAACGCGAAUAAACAGAUAGUGUGCAGAGUGGCGGACUACGAGGAAACCACCUCUUUCCUGCCGGAUCUCGAUUCUCUCGCGUUCGAGAACAGGAACGAGAUAGAAUGUAUGAUUCAGGCCCACCUGGUUGCACAAGCCGAGACUCCAUUCGAUGGCUGCCCGGUGGACUUCGAUCGGAUACUGUGCUGGCCCCGGACGGAAAGCGAUACCUGGGCGGUGCUUCCCUGCUUCGAGGAGUUCAAAGGCGUCCAUUACGAUUCCACACAAAACGCCACCCGCUAUUGCCACCCGAACGGGAAAUGGGACAAUUACAGCCAUUAUGCGGCCUGUCAUCACAUGACGGAACCCCCUCCAAAUAUAGUCGAGAUCACGUCGAUCAUCUACUACACCGGAUACAUUAUUAGCUUAAUCGCGCUAAGCCUCGCUGUGAUAGUUUUUGUCUACUUCAAAGAUCUUCGUUGCUUGCGUAACACCAUUCAUGCGAACCUGUUCAUCACCUACAUCCUGUCCGCACUGCUUUGGAUGGUCAUCCUGACGUUGCAGCUCUCCACCAGCUCCAGCAGUGGCAUGACAAGUUGUGUCAUCUUCGUCACCCUGCUGCACUACUUUACACUCACCAACUUCUUCUGGAUGCUUGUGGAAGGACUCUACCUGUACAUGUUGGUCGUGGAAACCUUCUCUGGAGACAACUUGCGGUUCAACAUGUACGCUGCCAUCGGUUGGGGAGGCCCCGGUGUCUUCGUCGUGCUGUGGGUCAUCGCCAAGGGGAUCGCCAUAUCCGGCCAGGACCGGUCAGCGGCGCUUGAAAUCGAAUGCUCCUGGAUGCGGGAAUCGCUGGUGGACUGGAUCUUCCAGGGACCGGUCUGCGCUGUGCUCAUCAUCAAUCUGGUGUUCCUUAUUCGAAUCAUGUGGGUACUGAUCACAAAGUUGCGCUCGGCAAACACGGUCGAAACCCGUCAAUAUCGCAAGGCAUCGAAGGCACUGCUGGUGCUGAUUCCCCUGCUGGGCAUAACCUACCUGGUGGUGUUGGCCGCACCCGCCGAGGGCGUCGUCAGUGACAUUUUCGCGGUUGCCCGGGCAUUGCUGCUUAGCACGCAGGGCUUCUCGGUAUCAUUAUUCUACUGCUUCCUGAACUCGGAGGUCCGGCUGGCGCUGAGACACCGACUGGAGCGUUGGCGAGACGAACGGAACAUCCGGCUGGGGCAAGUUCGCCAGCGAAGCCGCCGACCACAAGCAUACAACAAACGGGAGAGCUGUGCAUCCUCGGCGACUACGACCACCCUCCUGGGGCCACCGAUGGGGGCCCACAGCAACUACCCAAACGCGAUGAGAGGCUCCAAUGGUGCCCUGCAUAUGCACACGUUGGCACCGAGGGCAAUCAGUCCCCUAAUCAUGCAGGGACUCAGCGAAAACUCUGUGUAAAAAUUCCAACAUCCAUCCGGUUGGAACCAAGGAACUGAAAUUGGAACUACUUAUUCGAACACGUUGGUGUUUCACACUACUGAAUGUUGAUUAGAAUGUGCGCCGUUUAUUGUUUCUAACGAAAAGCGUUGUUCGGUUCGCUUUUUCUGCGAAAAACCAUGACAAAAAGAAAAAAAAACAAAAGAUAUUUUGAAGACGAAAAAAACAGGAGGUCUGAAUAUGUGUAUUUAUCACAGAUUGUCGGUUUCGUUGUGUCGUCGGCCAUACGGUGAUAUCAUGAUAACGUUAAAUUACUUCUACACCCCCAUAACCUAUGGAAAAAGAAACCAAACUAAAUAGAAAAAAAGAAACAGAUCCAUACUAAUAGUGCUACAGAGUAGAAAUGUUGGUCUAUAUAAAUGUAAGUCAGAAGGUUUUGUAUACUCACUGUCAGACUCUUUACA
Toxorhynchites rutilus septentrionalis is the source of this 3594-nucleotide messenger RNA. RefSeq names its product diuretic hormone receptor-like. Gene Ontology annotation, cellular component: plasma membrane. Gene Ontology annotation, molecular function: diuretic hormone receptor activity; G protein-coupled peptide receptor activity; peptide hormone binding. Gene Ontology annotation, biological process: adenylate cyclase-modulating G protein-coupled receptor signaling pathway; cell surface receptor signaling pathway. The coding region runs from base 1838 to 3151 and encodes 437 amino acids. NCBI's taxonomy places the organism in Eukaryota, Metazoa, Arthropoda, Insecta, Diptera, Culicidae. The record is from RefSeq and is a predicted model, not a curated record. The transcript has 13 exons.